AUGGAUGUGAAAAGUCGUGAAGAUGCGUUUGUUCUCGAUGUGAAUACGCCUGUUUGGGAUCUAUUACCGAAAAAAUCAAAAUUCGUGUUCGGACCGAAUAACAAACAGCAUGCGGACAAACGUAGUUUUCAAUACAAACCGAAACAGCUUGAGGGAACGUUACUUAGUCCUGAGAAACAAAUGUAUCGUGAAGAACUUCAAUUUCAUAUGCGUUCGUAUAGUUUUCUGGGAAAAGAAAACCCUAAACUGUACGAUGUUCCAUUACGAUCAAAACAUCGAUCCAGUUCGUUAAAUGUACCUAAGCGUCAAAUUCGGUCACGAUCGGUGUUGAAGCUUUCACGAGAUCAUUUAAUUGACAGCACGGUGGACAUAUUCGCAUCGAUGGUCACAUCACGACGCUGCUUUCAUGAAGCGAAUCAAUUGGCACGAACUGCCAGUCCGACUUCACGACAAAUCGACUAG
Molecule: messenger RNA, 462 nt
Organism: Adineta ricciae
Lineage: Eukaryota; Metazoa; Rotifera; Eurotatoria; Adinetida; Adinetidae
Source: the annotation of a GenBank genome assembly